Molecule: messenger RNA, 2004 nt
Organism: Populus nigra (black poplar)
Lineage: Eukaryota; Viridiplantae; Streptophyta; Magnoliopsida; Malpighiales; Salicaceae
Exons: 5
Coding region: 355-1518 (387 amino acids)
Biological process (GO): Golgi vesicle transport
Cellular component (GO): membrane
Source: RefSeq, a predicted model, not a curated record
AAUCCAUCUGUAAAUUAAAAUGACCAAAAGACCUCAAAUCUAUGCUUUCCCGUACCUUUCCUUCUUUUUGCUCUGCCUUUUUGCACCACCAUCUUCAUCCUCUGUGAAACCUAAAUCUUACCAUACAAACUCAUAAGUAUCUCUCUCUCUCUCUACAGAAAGAGAAACCCAUUUCCAUUUUAACUUCAAGGAGAGAGAGAGAGAGAGAGUAAGUUUGCAAAAAUCCAUUUCUAUUCUCCAUUUGUAUUAUGUCUUUCACUUUCUUCAUUUGUUAAAGAUCAUCAUUAUUUAAAGGUGCAGCCUUUAAGCUUUUUUAUGUGUACUUUUGUUGGGUUUUUUUCUUAGGCUCAAUAAAUGGCAUCAAGUUUUCAUGAAUGGGAAUCUGACCCAUUAUUCUCAGCUGCUGAGGUGGUUCAAGAUUCUGCUGACAGGAUGGAGUCGCUUUUUCGCCUUCUAUUGCAUGAGCAGAAUCUUGUUCGGAGUGAACAUCCCGACCCAAGAUUGCUUUCAUCAAUAGAAUAUCAUAAGCGCGAUCUUGCUACCAUACUUGGAACUGCGAAAUGGCAGCUGGAAGAUUUUGAAAGAGCUGUUAAUUCAUCAAGCAUAGCGAACAAAUCUCAAGCCAGAGAAGAUGUGAUUUCCAGGCACAGGCAGUUUAUUAUAGCCAUUAGAGAACAUAUAAAUGAAGUGGAGAAAAGUGUGAAGGGCCGUUCAAUGGAUGAUUCCAUGAGAAACUCUGAAUGGGUUAAUUUAAAUGACCAAGACAGAGAUGUAUUAGCAUCAUUUCUUACAGGAGGAAAUCCCACUGAAAAUAUGCAUCCUUAUGAAAUGGAAGAAAGUAGCAUUUUGAGAAGAUUCCUUGAUCCAAACUCAGGUGUUAGUUUAAAGGAUAAUGAAAUUGUUGAGCAUGACAGCAGAGAAUUUGAGAGGGUAAAAAUGAUUGGAGUUGGGCUUGCUGAUCAUUAUCUUGACUCUGCAAAUGAGGAUAAGAGAAAUGUUGCUUCACAUAACUCCACCGGAUUAGGCUCAGAUAUGAUGAACUCUCAGCAAGAGAUCCAUCAUGACAGGCAUGUUGGUGAUGAUCACUGGGACCUGGAAGCUAAUGAAGCCAAAUCUAAGAGCUUCUUCAAUGAGAUCAAGUCAAGAGGUAUCUACAGCAUCAUGAUCUUCUUUGGUUUCUUGAGCAACCUAUGGACUGCUCAUAGGAACAGAGUUGGUAGGAACUAUACAAAGAGGUUGAAAGAUGGAGAAGAAUAUAGGCAUUCGCCUACUUACACUGAAUCGUCUCAUUCUGCACAGGGUCAUUGUCUAGGACAAAUGCUAGGAUCUGGAUACAGAAGCCUCCAAGGAAUAUGCUUUAGAUUGCAAUCAGAAGUAAUGCACCUGGGCAGCAGCCUUGGGGCAAGAUAUCAAAGAUUUCCCUAUCAUUUCGAAUUUAAUCGACAUUCAAUGAAAAUGAUAUUGACAACAAUUCUUACCCUCAUAUUUUUGGGUAUAUUGGUGUCCAGAAUUGUUUGAAGAUGGUAAAUUGCUGCUAAAAUCUGCAAGCAGCUAAGUGUUCUGACCGAAAGUUAGUUGGUCGCAACUUCUACCUUGCUGACGGGAAAGGUGUAGCUGCUAAUGAAUGAUGAAAAGAUGAAUUUGCUGGUCAUGUUAUGACUAAUGGUCUCCACUGGUAAUGCAUUUUGAAAGUGUAACUGUGGAUUCGGCGGACAGAAUCCAGGUUUUUCUUUUUUUGGCUGUUUGUGAUGGCUUUUUAUUAGCAUUUCAUGAUAGCAUAGUGGCAUUGGUGAGUGGCAGAAGAUUAGAAUUUUAUUUGUAUAGUUACGUCAGUAAGCCAAGGCGUUAUUGAGUAUGUAUAUAUUCUUUGAGUGGCAAAAGAUGCUGGUCAUAUCUUCACUCGUUCACCCGCUUUAUUGGCCGAAGGAUCCAUGUUAUCCUCUAGGACCUCUACAUACAUAUUCUUUGAGUACAUAUUGGAACUUGCACGCUACUGACUAUUUA